Cantharellus anzutake is the source of this 1834-nucleotide messenger RNA. RefSeq lists its product as uncharacterized. Bases 336 to 1721 code for a protein of 461 amino acids. Lineage: Eukaryota; Fungi; Basidiomycota; Agaricomycetes; Cantharellales; Hydnaceae. The record is from RefSeq and is a predicted model, not a curated record. The transcript has 2 exons.
GUGUUUGACCUAGCCCGAUACGUUUUGGUCGUCAGCGUUGUGUUGCCUCCGCCGCCUAUUAUCACCCCCAGACUCAGGUGAACGUAAAAGCGGACUUGCACAAGCUGUCACCACUUGGCUAGCCACGAAAAGUUUCCCUCCUUCCAAUUUGGUUUGUUGGAGUCAUCGUUGAAAGCUACAGUUUUGGGUUUAAUUGGACGCAGUAAGUGCCUUAAUAAUUGCCUCUUCGCGAACCAGUCCAAGUCAACAAAAUCCCUUCGGUAUCUCAAGCAGCCGCCAAGAGACCAGUUCCACGUAACCACUUGCCUUGAUACCUCCAUCCAAUCAGAACUCAAAUGCGUACUCCCCCAUCCCUCACAACUCUCCCAACUGAGCUCCAGAGGCUCAUCUGUGAAACCGUUCCCGACCGCCCAACUCUCAGGGCGUUGAACAUCACCAAUCGCCAUUUCCACAACGUAACGGAGGCGAUCAUUUGGAAGCAUAUCACAAUACCUCUACCACUACGCACUUCUCCUGACCCCCCGCCGCAUCGCUCGAUUGGAGGACACGUCCGAUCGAUUUGUAUCACGGUCGGAUAUGGGGAGGACCACAGGGAAGAGGAGCAUCGAAGCCUUGGCACCAUGCAAGAAGCCAAGCGCCUGAUCGAGGGCAUCAGAUUGUGCCCCAAGCUUCGGAGGCUUGAGUUCUUUCCCGGAGGGGAAGAAUCAGAGACAGCACGCAUACUGUUUCGCGAGUUCGAAAGGAGCAUGACUGCCGGCGAGUUGGAUUUUGGCAAAUUGGAGGAGUGCGCCUUCCACGGGAUAAACAGGGGACUCGCAGGAUUUAUCGAUCAGAUCACAAAGAGGGAUCCAAGUCCGGCAUCAAAGUGCGCGCUGCGUUCCAUAGAAAUGAUCACACAGGACGAUCCCGAUCUCCGUCUCGAUCCUUAUGAACCUUCCCCGGAAUCCGACUGGAGCGAACUCCAAUCAAUCCACAUGCCACAUAUGGACUCAAUCACCCCAUUUCUCCGGCUAACGCUUCUUAAAGAUGGAGCUGUUAGCAAAGUCAGGAAAAUUACCACUUCUAUCAUGGCAAGGUCCAACCAUUUUUCAGAAUUUUUGAGAGCGGCGAUGAUACAAGAUCCGAAAGGAGGGGAAAGAGUCGAGACGUUCAGAAUGCUUUCUUUGGACUCCAAAUCUCUCUGGAUUUCAGAGUUGAUUGACGUGCUCGCGGGAUUGAACAGCCUGUUUCCUGCAAUUUCGACACUUGGCAUUGGGCGUUGGGGAACGAACUCUGAACCAGUAUGGCCAAUCGAUUGGGAUUGUGGCGAGGAGGGACGUGACGCGAUGAUUGCGGAAGGCUUUGACUGGCCGGACAACGAAGCCAGUUUGUGGAUGCUCACGGAACGGGCCUGCCUAUCCUUGGGGGAGUUCAAGGGUCUAGGGACAGUUAUCUGUUCAUACUCGUGGGUGCCAGCUAUGGUCAAGCGUUCGGGUCCGGGCCGCCUGAGUUUGGAGGAACGGCGACGGGAGGAACUGGCGGCUGUGAUGAUGCUCGCCAAGCAUUGCACGUCGCUCUGCGAUAUAUUUAUUGAUAGGAGAGGCUGGCACUACUGGAAAAGGAGUCACCAUGUGCACUGGACCAAGGAGAUGGGUUCGCGCAGCAGCGACGGUGCCGAUCUAUGGAAGGAAGUGAGAUGGUACUCUCAGGAGCACCUAACCGGGUACAUAAAUUCCCUAUAGACUUCACUGUAGCUUAAGAGCCAGCGACAUCUAGUGGAUUUUUUACCUGGUUAUGGGCUGGAGUCCUGCCCACUAGCUGAUCGCAGAUCAAUCGAUCGUCAGCUAGUUGCUUU